This is a messenger RNA of Mizuhopecten yessoensis (Yesso scallop), 6011 nucleotides long. RefSeq lists its product as uncharacterized. Lineage: Eukaryota; Metazoa; Mollusca; Bivalvia; Pectinida; Pectinidae. Bases 2989 to 4449 code for a protein of 486 amino acids. The record is from RefSeq and is a predicted model, not a curated record. The transcript is spliced from 3 exons.
GCGGAGCAGUUGAUAGUGCGGCUAGAAACAGCGAGGCUGGCGGUUACUUGCCUUUCUGGUAUGGGAUUCCUAGGUCGAAAUUCUGUGAUUAGUUCAACCCAACACGUGUGAAAUACAGUUAAUUUUAUAUAAACGGAUGUGCUAUGUGAUAAUAACCGUAAUCUGUUAGCAGUCUGAUGACCUCCACCAACACCACGUGAAAAGGAAAAUUCGCCUCCCGAGUAUUUGGCUAGGAGAUGCUCGACCUUCCCACCAUAGCCUCCGCGUGAACAUCGCUACAUCAAACUCGCUAACUCCCAGGAUGCUUCAAAUUAUUCACAUUCAGGAUUGCAACCGAAACUUUUGAUCAUGUUUUCCCAUUAUUCGUUAAAUUUCGAUAUGUUAUGUUGCAAAUAAAUUAUAGGUAGCAUAUCUUUAGGCGGAUACAUAAUUUCGACCGCCAAACACAACAACGAAGCAUUGGAUUUAACCACAGCAGAAAAAAGACUAGUUUAAAAUCACUUUAUACUCAAACAAGAAGAGCAAUUUGGACCACGUGAUUUGUAUUAGAAGUGAGCCCUGACGACCAGUAUGUUUCCAUGACGACAGGAAAGUGUUCUAUCGAUAUAAACAAAACCUAACCAGUUAAGCGUCUGUCUACCACGUAUAUGAAACAAGCGAUACUGAAUGUUACGUGGAACAUGGUACAAUACAUUUUCAAAUCAGCAUAUACGACCAAUGAAUAGCUAACACGUGUAUAUUAAAACCUACAGAAUGCGCACCAUGCACGCCAAAUGACGGUUGUUCAUAUAGACCUGCUAGAAGCCCAUAGGGCAGUGCUAUGAUUCCAUUUCUUUGGAGACAUCACAACAGAACCGGCCCGCGAAUUUGAUUUUGUAUCGUCGAGAAUUACCAAUUAGAGCGCGCGCCACAGUUCUCGUGCUUGGAACCGUUGGGUCAGAGUUGCUGGACCACGGGAAGUUUACAUAUACAAUUGUAUGUACAGUACAGAGUGAGCUGUACUUGGAGUCGUUGGACGCCAUUCUGGACAUCGGAAGGUCGAAUUCUCCUUGAGGGCUGGUUAAGACUAUGAGUUGUUCGGAUGAGUAGGUACAGUUACAACUGGCCAGCCCGACAUGAGUACUCAUGGGAGUGACGCUUAAUGGAUGAAUAACACUAUUAACACAGACCACAUAUUGGCCAACACACGUGCUAUAACCGGAGAUGUUGUUACAGGAUCAUACAGCUGGAAGUGCAUUAGUCGGUCAGCUAGUAUUCAAUUUAUGUUGAAAAAGUGAAAUUUGAAAUAUAAUCAAUUCAGCUAUCUUUUGAAAUCAACUUGACAAUGAUAGCAAUGAAAUAUUCAAAUCCUCUUUGUACAAUUUCACAAACAGGACGGAUGAUGUAAACACAAACCAAAUGAAAGCACGUGUUAAGCGCACGUGAACGUGAACGUCUCGUGAGAGUUGUGCAAGGGAUUCGGUGCGCUGCGUACACACGAUACUGCGACAGGAACACAACACUAUAUAUCCUCGUGUAUUCCAAGGCUGUCCAUUACCAGCCCGGGGUAAAACACAAUUUUCAUAAAUAUUUGACAAGGCGUGUUGAGUAAGGCGACUGUUAAGUGCAGAGUUUGAAGGCUGUCCCCCACGCCUUCGGGAUCACGUGACUUUUCUGGCCCCGCGUAGUGUGGUGGCGCUGUGUUAGGUGUUUACAUUGCACGUCUCGCCAGCUAGGUUCUAGUUCUCGUACUGUGAAUGACUCGACAGAGAGGAAGCAAGUGUGUAGUUCCGACGGCAAUCGAUCGCCGAUCUGUGUGCACCUUCACAGCUAUGAACUGCAAUUUUAAUGGUAUUUGUUAAAGAAUGACAGGUGACAGCGUUCACCUUAUGUAGGGGCGUGGUGUCGAUACUUAAGGCGUGACAUAAACAAGAAAAAGGUCAGCUAACUCGGGCCGUGACUUAACGCCAACCAAAGGGCGUGAUUAUAACAGUGUUCGUCAGAUUUAUUGACACAGAAGAACAUGGAUAUAUCGCUUUGAAUUGGAUAUUAAGGGCGGAGUUUGUGUAUUGGAUUAAGACUGUUUACAUAGAUCUGUUUUAAUCACUACUUAUUUUUAAGAGGCGUGUUAAAUUUCCUCUGGAGGUGUGGCCAAUUAACGACAUAUCCUGUAUACUCAUCAGAACGACCACGGGUGUACGAGUGCGUGGGAAUCAAACGUGAUCAAAUGAAUGAACCGAACUAGUAUAUACCGCUAAAAGCUGUGUCUAUACUGUGCGUGUUAAAUUAUUUAAGUAGUCCCCGUGGUGUGGGGCGAGGACAUCUACGUCAAAUGCAACGACAAUAAGUGAAAUUGUCUAUAUAGGCCCAGUCGGUGUCCGAUGUACUUACAUUUUGGGAGAAUAUUGAAGAAAGCAUUAGAGCGGGUAUCGGUUCGUUAUAGCCAGCCGUAUCGGUUUGUGAGCCGCUCUUCCAAGCUAAUGCUGAUCAAUAUUUGCCAAAAACAGCUCCCUUGGCGCUUAAGUGAUGACAGACAGGCUAGAGUAAUCUAUACGUUCCAAAUCUAAAUGAUCAAGUCAUUACAUGCCCUACCCCAGGGGAUCAUACCACCGGGCGCGAGCGAGUGUACGGGCAUUACGUUUGGACCAUAGACACGGUUCACUCUGUCAUCAGACUACGACAGAAAUCUGUACGCGGUGUUAUUCAACCAGGACACAUAUCUACCACCAAACUGUACAUGUUUUUAUUCCACAAGGCUACGAAAAAACCUAUAUGUGAUAUCAUUCUACCAAACGGUGCGUGCUAUAAUUCCACAAGGCUAUGGAAAAAAUGUACAAGCUAUAAAAAUGCUUGUUUAUUUGUAAACUGGACAUUUAUUUUUGCCAUCAACAAAUUUCUUCAUCGCAACAAAUUGCGUGUUGUUCAAAUGACAUUGUCGAUCAUCUUUUCAGAAAAUAUCAGUAUUUGUCAGGAAUUUGUUUGGUAACGACCUCAAAACGUUCAAAUAAAAUGUUGUGUUCGUGUGGUGAACAGUCACGUGACUCAGGUCCAAUCGUUGACCUUGAGAAAACUAUCCAGGAUUAUGCAUGGCGGGAAUUAAAACGUGACGCUCGGUGGUAUCAAGGACCGCUUCUGCGCAGGUCUUGUUACGAAAUCGAGGUACCGUGGAACUUUUACGAGUUUGACCACCAGACAGUGAGAUUUGCUCCGAGACAUACUCGCCAUUCUUCGGGAGACGGCUUUCGGGAACGCAAGCAAGUAGAACUGUUUUCUACGGAUUACAAAAAUAAUACGGGAAAAGAUCAGAUCUAUAAUCUAAAAACACAACGACAAACUAAGGCAUUGACUAAUGUGACUUUUCAGCGAGGUUUUAACAUUCAAGGGAAGGCUAAUUUUAAACUGAAAAUUCCAGAAAGAUAUGGACAUUGCGGUGUAACGGCCAGUGCUGAUGGUCACCUUAGGGUCACCAAGUGUCGGGGGGAAACAUUGGACGAAAUGUUCACAUGGCAAGUGGACAGUGACAUCACAGUUGACCCCUAUCACGUGACAAAGGUCACGCUAGUUGUAACUGAAGACGAGUUUAUAGCAGAUUUUGAAGUGCGAACAACGAUGAAGAUGACGACCGGUGAAGCCCCUAUUAUCUUGAAACGCAAACGGGACAAUCACAUACAUGCUGUACUAUUAAUAUCAGACCUAGGUGAAAUAUUUGGUGAUUUAGGCUGCCCAGUUAUAAAUGUUUUAAAGGGAGAAGAAGGGGACAAGCAGAGUUGUGCUAUUGAAAUUGUAACAACUGGAGUCCUAGAAAGUCUGCGAUGGAGGGACCAGCGAAUCAGUAUUGAAUCUCGCCCGAUCGGUCCUUCGGAAUCCGAACCAUAUGACAACCAUUACGAUGUUCCUAUGUAUUCUAAGGAUAUCUAUUCACGCGUUAUCAAGCACGCGACUCAGGAUGAUGACCUCCCGGUUCUUGAUCGAGACAAGGUCAACGAUAGUACUGUAGGGGUUAAGACGGAAACUAGGGACCUGCGGUUCAAGAUUAUACCAAAGAUUGUUACCGAGAGUCCGGAUGAAGUGUUCACCAACGAUGGCGAUGGAGCUAGACCUGAAACACUCACAAGCCCGGUUUACCCAACAGUACGCAUCGCCGACAAAACGGAGCCAGGUGAUCACGUGGACAGAGCGAACAAAGUGGAUCAUCCUCCGAGUCGCGAAAGGGUGCUGGAGAGGUCCGACAAAGUUGUGGAGAGAGACAACAACAGGGACUUCGACUAUGUGAGAAGACCGUUUGAAAUUCCUCCGCCAAAACGACCUGAUCCGGUGCCGCCUUACAAGUUGACGUUUGAAAAGCCCCUGAAAGUUAUUAGAGAGCUCAGUCUUGAGGAUAAAAAAUCGCAGGCAGACGACGACUCGGACAAACUAGGAACUCCAGAUUCUUCCGACUCUCAGAAAUUCUCAAAGGUAACAAGUGUUUGAUGAAAUUUGCUACAAUAUAGCUAGCUAGCGUACGGAGAUAACACGACAUUGUGUUGUUAACGGGAGAUAACUCUACCUAACUAUCUUUUGAAAUUUUACAGGAGAUGCAACAACCGUGUCGUCGCGCAUGGGACGUGAGUGUCUAAGUGGAAACACAACACACGUGUUUCGGCCGAUUCCUACAGAGUCAGUAAAGAACUAAUGCACUCGUCUUCCACGUACGUGAGAUUGAACGAGUAUGGCGUUGUUUUGUGACAGAGUUCUGGACAGGGAGUGUGAGACAGUGAAGAGCGGAGAAUUAUUUGAGGGGAUAGUAUCUCGCAGAAAGGCAGGAGUGACGUAAAUUUAUGAAGGAAACAUAGAAUAGAUUCUUGUUUUUAAGAAGUGCAUGAAAUGGGAUUACAUAUUUACCUACACUGUAAAUUAAAUUGACUUUUUUUCACUCGGAGGAAAAUACUAUAGAAUAUUAAUCAAUAAACCAUUGAUGAUCUUUUUUGCACAACUUGUAUAAACUAUAAACGUGAUGCAUAAUUGUUUAUUUGCCGCGCGUUCCCACUAAGGAGCACUAGUAUUACACGGUACGAAACAGGGACACCAUCUUUUAUAACUGUUAUUCAAAACACAACGUAAAUCUAUAAUAUUUAAAAUACCUCACGUAUUCCACUCAAUCACUGCUAUGUAUCACUAGUAUAGCCAUUUCCGCUUCCCGUUGGGUUGAAUCCGGGUAUUCAACAUAGCGUUGUAUUCAACUUGGCGUUCAUCCUCUCUCUCUCACCCUGCAUACGUGUACGGUUAGGCCACACCAAGUUAAUUCCACUGUCUUUUGAAAUUUUAUUCACUUUUCAAACAAUUGAUUAUGUUACCAGAAUUCUACUUCCAAUAUAUUUUCACAAUCACAACACAUAAAGGGGAUUAAAAUGGAAUGAUUUGUAGUUUUUUUAAGGAUCCCCGUAUUACUGACAAUAACUGUUAAUAUGAAUUUAAAACUUGAUUUCCCGGCACGAGUAUAGCCCUGAUAACCAGCGAGACUUUAACGAAGAAAAGAUAAAAGUUAAAGAACGAAAACUAACUAACAGCGGGACGACCAUAAUUUAAACGCUCGACAUCCAAUGUUUAUGAUGUCGGUCUUACCAACUGUGUCACCUGGUAACAGAAGUGGCCUGGCCCAUUGACACUAUAGCUAUAUACAAAAACCAAAUUAAGGGGAGAUAACUGUAUAUACAAAAAACACAGUGAAACUCUCCAUUUUUUUCCCCGCAUUGUGACAGGGAUCCUUAAAUAGACAUGUACAUAAGAAAUAGGCAAACAUCUCCCAAACGAAAUUUCGAUAAAAAUGAAGUGGACCUGGUGAGUUUGUGUAGAAUCUGUGUAGCAUUUCGUAAAAGAUGCAAAGAAUAAGAAAUUAAUUUGGUGUGAUCUUAGCAGCCACCAGUCUUUGUAACGGAUAUGCGUGUCGUGUGUUUGUGUGACGUCAUUCCUACACCUUGUAGUUAAUGUACAUUCAGCAUAUUUGCAUAGAUGUUUGUUUGUAUGACAGUGUAUAUGUUCCAAUACAGAAAGUG